Messenger RNA from Pan troglodytes (chimpanzee), 3342 nucleotides. It is a transcript of the gene GIN1, whose product is annotated as gypsy retrotransposon integrase 1. The record is from RefSeq and is a predicted model, not a curated record. Gene Ontology annotation, molecular function: nucleic acid binding. Gene Ontology annotation, biological process: DNA integration. The transcript has 14 exons. Lineage: Eukaryota; Metazoa; Chordata; Mammalia; Primates; Hominidae. The coding region runs from base 90 to 1700 and encodes 536 amino acids.
CCCGGGUAGUUCCGCUUCCGGCAGCGCGAGAUAAAUCACGAGAGGAAGCUUAAAUCUGUCGUUUGAAUUUAGGACCACCUCGGUUCACAAUGGUCCGUAGUGGAAAAAAUGGUGACCUUCAUCUUAAACAGAUUGCAUAUUACAAACGAACUGGUGAAUAUCAUCCAACUACACUGCCAAGUGAGAGAAGUGGCAUAAGAAGAGCAGCAAAAAAAUUUGUCUUCAAAGAAAAAAAGCUGUUUUAUGUUGGAAAAGACAGAAAACAAAAUCGUUUGGUAAUUGUUUCAGAAGAGGAAAAAAAGAAAGUCUUAAGAGAAUGCCAUGAAAAUGACAGUGGAGCUCAUCAUGGUAUAUCCAGGACCCUCACUCUGGUAGAAUCCAAUUAUUAUUGGACAUCUGUGACCAAUGAUGUCAAACAGUGGGUAUAUGCUUGUCAGCAUUGCCAAGUGGCAAAAAAUACAGUUAUUGUAGCACCGAAACAGCACCUUCUCAAGGUGGAAAAUCCAUGGAGUUUAGUUACUGUUGAUCUGAUGGGGCCUUUUCAUACAAGCAACAGAAGUCAUGUAUAUGCUAUAAUCAUGACAGAUUUGUUCACCAAAUGGAUUGUGAUUUUGCCUCUAUGUGAUGUUUCAGCAUCAGAAGUUUCUAAAGCUAUUAUCAAUAUAUUUUUCUUAUAUGGACCUCCUCAGAAAAUAAUAAUGGACCAAAGAGAUGAAUUCAUUCAACAGAUCAAUAUUGAACUGUACAGAUUGUUUGGCAUAAAGCAAAUUGUAAUUUCUCACACCUCUGGAACUGUUAACCCAACGGAAAGUACACCUAACACAAUCAAAGCAUUUCUCUCCAAACACUGUGCUGACCACCCAAACAAUUGGGAUGAUCACCUAUCAGCUGUUUCAUUUGCCUUCAAUGUAACUCACUUGGAACCUACUAAAAAUACACCAUAUUUUCAAAUGUUUAGUCGAAAUCCUUAUAUGCCUGAGACUUCAGAUAGUCUUCAUGAAGUGGAUGGUGAUAAUACAAGUAUGUUUGCCAAAAUUCUAGAUGCAAUUAAAGAAGCUGAUAAAAUAAUGGAGAAUAAGACAACUUCACUGGGCCAGAUGGAGAACAACAAUUUGGAUGAACUAAAUAAAAGCAAGAUCAUUGUUAAAAAGAAACCCAAACAAUUAAAUCCAUUUCAUUUAAAAGUGGGUCAUGAAGUUUUAAGACACAGGAAAAAUUGGUGGAAGGAUGGUCGUUUUCAGUCUGAAUGGGUUGGUCCUUGUGUCAUAGACUAUAUUACAGAAAGUGGAUGUGCUGUCCUGAGAGACAACACUGGGGUUAGACUGAAAAGACCUAUCAAAAUGUCCCACCUUAAGCCCUACAUAAGAGAAUCCAGUGAACAAGAAAGUCUUUAUCUCUUGCAAGGUUCAGUAGUGGCAGAUCAUGACUACAUUGGAUUGCCUGAAAUUCCGGUUGGAGCAUAUCAAGCAAAUAUUCUGGUGGAAGAUGCAACUAUUGGUAUAGUCGAUAAUGAAUUACUGACAUCAAGCAAGGAUCGUGAACUAUUAGAAUAUAGAAAUACGAAAAUCUCUCCAUUGAUAGACGAUCAUAGUUCUCUUGAAAAGCAGACUUUCAGUCUGUUGGACUCUUCAAACCAGACAGACCAGGAAGGAGCUGAAAGAGGUUCUCCAGGUGAAGAAGAGUAUAUCUCAGGGCCCUGAGAUCUUACCCAGCAGGGAGUGGCAUGAGCUACAGGAGGAUACAGCCUAGUUUUCAAGAAAAGGGUCCAGAAUGGGAUCCCUCUUGCCUGGAUUUAAGGGAAUUUUUCUGUUGUAUCAGAAGUGGGAUUCAAAGUAGAGGUUCCAGUGACUGCCAGGAGCUUCAAGUGACCAAAUGAGCUAACUUCUGGACCCAUUGCAUCCAUUGCUCUCACACAACCACUGAAGAUUGUGGAAUCUGCUCUUAUUCAACUAGCAAUAGUAUCCUAUGUUUCCUUGGGGAAAACCAAUCUUUCUGAAUCAUCAAUGUAGUUACUGUGGAACGUGACUGUGUCCCUGGCUCCAUGGAGGCUUGGCUAAUCCAGCAUCACAUUUUCCCUGGCCCCAGUGACUGGUUCUGGGGUUGGCACAUUGCUGUCGUUUGGAUAUGGGUUCUUGGGCUUAAUGUUCUCUUCCUGGCUACAGAUGAAGAUCUGCUGGGACUCGUCAGCCCUCCAGGUCUAUUUUCUCAUCCACACCUUCAGCUGGCUGUCCGACAGAUACCCAGGCAUCUCGGCCAGCAGCCAGUGGUCGAUGUGCUGCUCUCUAUCCAGAACUAGCCUCCCUGGAGCAGCUCCUCAUUUCAAUGACUUUAAGAAAAGGUCAUCUUCACUAUGACAAACAUUGACAUGCCAACAGGAGUGACAGAAAAUUUGCUGAAGACAAAUGAAGCCAGGGCUUUGCCAAGGGCACUGAAUCCCUGCCAUGGCUGCCUUGACCUGAAAUAGGAUCAGAUGCUGUUUCUUGAUCAAAUGCUCCCCCUCUCCCUGGUCCAUGGAUUUCUUCCCACACACAGCUAUAGACUUGCUCUAGGACCUGGGGACCCAGCCAAGGGACUGCUACUGAGCGGUAAGAAACAUGAGUUGGGUUAUUUGUUUAUUUAUUUAGAUGUCCUAAAAUAAACUCAGCUCUUGGAUCCUAUAUUGUGAUAAUGAUUUCAUAAAAUACUAACUCUGGUAUUGGACUCUGCCUUGUUCAGUUAUGGAAGGCUGAUGAUCUAAAUUAUGACUAUUCAAAAACUAUCAAAUGGUUUGUUAUAGAAUUAAUUUUUCUUGAAAACUAAGGUUUAAGACAAGUGUUUUUUAUAACUUCUUAUGCCUUUUGUUACUUUAUUACCAAUGAUUAUUCAUCAUAACCAUUGGUGGUAUUGAGUACUUCCUAGGUUCCAGGUAUCCUGAUAAAUGCUUAUGUACAUUAUUUCAUCUUUGUACAACCUUGUAAGGUAACUAUUUUAUCCCCACUUUUUUAUGAGAAAACUGGUCUGGAGAGAUUAAGUAACUUGCCCAUGGUCAUGUAGCUAGGAGCCUAAUGGGAGAAAAACACAACCUGAAAAACUGACCCAGGUACUUUGAGGACUGGGCCUCUUCCUAACAGCAGAUAUCUCCUCUUCUGAUCCUUCAGCUAAUUUAUACUGACUCUACUACCUACAAUUUCGUAUGGACUCAUUAAUUGGACUUAAGCCAAUUGCUAAAAGAUAGUAUUAAAGGUUAUAUUUUAAUCUAACUAUCCAAAUUUCAGAGUCUCCAGAUACUAUUUUGUACUGUGAUAUUAACUAGGGGCAAUAUUUGGAACAUAGACAAUAAUGUCAAAAAUGGUAGAGAGCAUU